Beta vulgaris subsp. vulgaris (sugar beet) is the source of this 2110-nucleotide messenger RNA. RefSeq lists its product as uncharacterized. The record is from RefSeq and is a predicted model, not a curated record. The coding region runs from base 733 to 1911 and encodes 392 amino acids. The transcript has 7 exons. Lineage: Eukaryota; Viridiplantae; Streptophyta; Magnoliopsida; Caryophyllales; Amaranthaceae.
ACUCAAUUUUUUUUAAAAAAGAAGUGGGUUAUUGACUUAUUGGGUGGUGGUCUCAAUCUCAACACGGACACAAGCUGAUUCUCCGUCGUGUCCUCCUCACCUCUCUCUCUCUCUUUCUCUCUCCUCUCUUUCUCUCUCCUCUGUUAUCCAGUUGAGAGCUUUCCAUUAUCCCGCACUCUCCGGAGAUUUUCUCUUGGUGUUCAAUAGACCCCCUUAUCCCAUCUCUUUACCUCCUAAUUUUGCAUUCUAGAUACACCAAAAAAAAUAAAGCACAAGGAAAAAAUAACUCACUUUUUUCCUUGUUCAAUUUUAUUUAUCUUUUUUUUUUUUUCAUUUUUGUUGGAAUUAUUCUGAAUAAACUUCCUUUUGUUGUUGAAUUAAUAAAUGUUCUUGCUUUUCUCCUGGAGCAAUUUUGUUUUGUUGGGUUCAAUUGUUCAAUCUAAUCGCGUUUGAAUAGUUUUUUUUAAAAAAAGUGUAAAGUUGGGUUGCAAAAUGUUGGAUUUUAUUGUCUCUAGAUAUUAGCUAGGUGUAACCCAUCAAAGUAAAUUGAUUAGAUCUUUCUGUAAAUCAUUUUCUUCAUUUUGAAUUUUCAAGUUUUGAUGGAUUUAAAUUUGGGGUUAUUUUUUUGUGGGUAUUGAAAAUUGAACCAAUUUACCUCCAAUUUGAUCAAAUCUAACAUUUGGGUCCUCAAAAGUUUGAAAGUUUGAUACAAAAUCAACAUAAAUUAGAGAAAUGUAUAGUGCACAGAACAAAAAAAACCUGCAAUAUGAGUACCAGGCUCAAGUAAUCAAUUACAGGCCAAGUCUUCAUACAAGGAGGGCAAAUUUGACAGUGAAAUUCCAAGAUAUUUAUGGGUUUUCAGUGGAAGGUAAUGUGGAUGAUGUAAAUGUUUUGAAUGAAGUUAGAGAAAAAGUUAGGGAACAAGGAAGGGUUUGGUGGGCAUUAGAAGCUAGCAAAGGUGCAAAUUGGUACCUUCAUACUCAAAUCUCAUCAACCCUUAAAGCUUCCCUUAAAUUAUCAGCUUUAGCUAAUGCUAUUACAUUGAAGAGGUUAAUUAGGAAGGGAAUUCCCCCUGUUUUGAGGCCUAAGAUCUGGUUUGCAUUGUCUGGUGCUGCUAAGAAGAAAUCCACUGUGCCUGAUAGUUAUUAUAAUGAUCUUAUUAAGGCCACUGAUGGCAAACCCACGCCCGCCACCAAACAGAUUGAUCAUGACUUGCCGCGGACUUUCCCUGGCCACUCUUGGUUGGAUACACCAGAGGGCCAUGCAGCGCUCCGACGUGUUCUUGUUGGUUACUCUUUUCGGGAUUCUUAUGUUGGUUACUGUCAGGGUUUAAAUUAUGUUGCAGCAUUAUUGUUGCUCGUUAUGAAGACAGAAGAAGAUGCUUUCUGGAUGCUUGCUGUCCUACUGGAAGAUGUUUUAGUCAAUGACUGCUACACAAAUAAUUUAUCUGGAUGCCAUGUUGAGCAGAGAGUUUUCAAGGACUUACUCACUAAAAAGUAUCCUAGGACAGCUGCUCAUUUAGAAGCCUUGGAGUUCGAUGUCUCCCUUGUUACCACUGAAUGGUUUUUGUGCCUUUUUUCAAAAAGCUUGCCUUCGGAGACAACUAUGCGUGUGUGGGAUGUCCUCUUCUACGAGGGAGCUCAAGUUUUGUUUCUUGUAGCUUUGGCUAUAUUUAAGAUGAAAGAAGAUGAGUUGCUUCUGACUCAUCAUGUUGGUGAUGUUAUACACAUUUUGCACAAAACUACUCACCAUAUGUUUGACCCUGACGAUUUGUUGACGGUUGCUUUUGACAAAAUUGGUUCUAUGACGACCAACUCAAUAUCAAAGCACAGGAAAAAGCAAGAACCCGCUGUCAUGAAAGAACUUGAUCAAAGAUUGAGACGACUAAAUUCCCUUGGUGAUGAAAGUUAACUGGCUUAGUUAAUCAAUAGACUGAAAAAGUUGUAAAUGCUCAAGGCAGAACUGCAAAUGUGGCCUGAGAUAUUUUUGUGCUUGUAAGUUGUAAUAUACAUACAGAAAUGUAGUUGAUAUAAUUUUGUAUGAUAAUAAAAACAUAAACUAAUCCCAUCCCUUUAGAGGGCAGCUUUUGCCCUUUUUCGGCUUUACGAAA